CCGAGACUGCAUCGAUGUCUUUAUAGACAUCGCUUGUAGUGACAUCGAGGCGAGAUUGUGUGAUUUCAGGAUACCGACACACAAUCUUACCAGAGUUGAACAAGAUGCCCUCAAAGAGCUACAGUCUGAUCGUACAAUCAUUAUAAAACCCUCGGACAAGGGAGGGAAUUUGGUCAUACUAGACCAUAAGGCCUAUGUGAAUAUGUGUACUAGUAUUCUGUCAGAUGAGACGACCUACCGUAUUCUAGAAAGGGACCCUACCAUUAUUUUUCUGAAGGAACUGAAGGAAAUAUUGAUACAAGCAAGAACCGAUUGCUUAAUUGAUGAACGUGAAUAUGAUUUUUUGUUACCAAAUGCACCACGUCUCGCUACAUUCUAUGGACUACCCAAAGUCCACAAGGGCUUGGACCCGCUUAAAUGUAGACCUAUAGUAUCCGGAGUGGGCAACCUAACCCAGAAUAUAGGUAUCUACUUGGACGAGGUCCUCCGCCCUUUUGUAUUAUGCUUACCGUCCUAUUUACGAGACACGAUGGACCUCCUGCUUAAGAUCCAGGACAUCAUCAUGGAGGAAGAUUAUUGGUUAUGUUCAAUUGAUGUCGAGGCCCUUUACAGCUCAAUACCCCACAAUUUUGGGAUUAAUGCAGUGGCACAUUACCUACGCAGUCGGAGUACCCAUCAUGCCGCGCACAAUCAAUUUAUCCUCACUCUUUUGGAGUUUGUCCUCAACAGGAACUUUUUUAUUUUUUCCUCACGCUUUUACCACCAGCUCAGGGGCACUGCCAUGGGCAGCCCAGUGGCACCCACCUAUGCCAACUUGCUCCUGGGCUGGUGGGAGGAAGCGAUUGUUUUUGGGGAGGAUAACUCUCGCUUCCACCACCAUAUCAUCUACUGGGGCCGCUACAUUGAUGACGUGGCGGUCAUCUGGAGCGGCCCCAAAGUGGAGUUCGAGAAUUUUGUGCAGUCCCUUAACACCAACCCAGUGGGUCUCAAAUUUACUUUUGAGAUCCACAAGGAUUCUCUAGUCUUUUUGGAUGUACUGCUCGAACGUAGCAGCAAUGGCAACAUUAGCACCAAAAUCCAUAGGAAACCUACAGCUGGCAAUAGCCUACUCAUGUGGUCCAGUCACCAUCCUUUUUCCCUCAGGAAUGGGAUUCCUAAGGGACAGUAUCUAAGACUUAAAAGGAACUGCUCCUCGGAACAAGUUUUCCAUCAUGAGGCCAAGGAGUUACGCAGUAGAUUUCAACACAGAGGAUACCCUAAUAGGGUUCUCAAAAAGGCAUAUAUAGAAACUAAACAUGUGGACAGAUCUACACUCUUAUUCUCCAAACCGAAGGCUGGGGAUAGGGACCUUCCAACUCGAAUUAUUGGCACAUUUGACGCAGCGGCCAAGGAAAUACGCCAAAUUUUGACCAAUCACUGGCCUAUUCUUAAGACGGACCCAGUAGUAGGUUCUUUAGUGGAAGAGACACCCAGGAUCACAUAUAGGAGGGGAAAAAACCUGGGGGAUUUUUUGGUACACAGUUUGUACACUCCCCCAAGGGGUCCAGGCACUUGGCUCGAUCGCAAAGUAUCUGGAUCAUUCAAAUGUGGAUCAUGUAAAGCGUGCAAAUAUAUGCGUGUUUCCAAAGAAUUCCUCAGUCCUAGCACUAAUAAGAUGUAUAAGUGCUAUGACUAUGCGAACUGCAAAACAAGUAAAGUCAUCUACUUGGCUACAUGUCCCUGUCCCUUAUGCUAUGUUGGCAAAACCAUGAGGGAAGUAAGGCGUAGGAUACUCGAACACAUGAGUGACAUCAGGCAUAAGAGGGAAAAACCGUUGUCGCUUCAUAUGCUUAGGCAUCAUGCGGACACCCCCUUUAAUUUGGAUUUCCAAGUCAUUGAAGUUCUCAAACCCGACAUUAGGGGCGGUGACCUGGAUAAAAGACUAUUACAAGCCGAAACACGCUGGAUAUACCGGCUAAAGACCAUCACCCCCUAUGGUCUUAAUGACCAAUUAUCCUUUUGCCCUUUCAUUUGAUGUAAUUAUGGGUACAUUUCUUAUAUUACAAUUUUCCAUCUUGUAUAAUACAUCUUCUGACCGGUAUAAGUGUCUUCACUCACCUGCAAUUUAUCUAUUUAUUUAUUUAUUUAUUUAGUUAUUUAUUCAUUUAUUUAUGAUUAUUUAUACAUCAUCUAGUUUACCUUAUGCUUACCAUUCUUAGAUUGUAUUUACGCUAUUUCAUUAGUAUCUCAACAUUGGCCCAGUCUAUAUACAUCUACAUUUUUUUAUAUGUUAUCCGUAUUUAUGAGUUAAUAUUUCAGUCUCCUAUACGUCCCAUACGUUUAUCUUUCCAGCAUCUAUAUAGGACGCAUGCGCGGGGUGGAUCGCAUCAUAUCCAAGCCUCGCUUUGGGGUUUAUCUAUCUAUCCACUCAUGCGCCGUCUGAAGCGCAUUGCGUUCCAUUGAUUCCGGACAUGCGCAGAUACAUAUUUCUUGCCACUUCCGCUUCCGGUCCCGCGGCUUUUUAACCAGACUCGCGGCGUCCAAUGUGGCCGCCGCACACUGAGUCCACACAUGGGACACCGGGGAUUGGGUGAGUGCACUGUGGCUGUAUUGCCUUGCUUAUGUGACCUCCACUUUUGGUAACUACAUACCCCUUAUAUUGUAUUAUUUCAUUGUAGGAGUUAUCGCCUCCUCUGGAGCCUCCACAUUAGGGAGGUGAUUCCAGUUCCUUCCAUUACCUUAUUUCAUCUUAUAUCCUGGACUGCCUGAUACUCUAAACAUCUUUUAUUAGGGUAGGCAAUAUGUUUAUUAUACUAUAUUUGCUCGUAUUUUGGGGGCCUUAAUGAUGUGGCAAUAAUAACACCUAUUGGUUAUAUGGUGUUUUACUUUAUGUUUUUGGUUUUAUCUUUAGUACUCUGCUGGAAGUGUUUCUUUUCCAUCUAUAAAUCCACCUUCAGUAUUCUCGGCUCAACAUCUUGUAUUAUUACAUUUGGCGUGUCACACCAGUUAUCAGUCUUUAGUUUACUACCAUCAUAUAUGGGUUCUAGCACACUCAUUAACAUAAGGGAGUGGCAACCUGUGAUCCCUGUGGCACUAUAUCUUUAAUUUGAAGCUGGGCUAUUUCAUAUCUACCCUAUUACUAUUGGAGGUAUAUAUAUCAUUAUUAUACAUUUUUGAUAUUUUAUACUUUAUACACUUGAUAGUUUUGGUAAAAUAUGGAACUCUGACAGGUGGUUUUGUCAUCUUAUUUUUACAGUACUUACCUUGGACAAGGGACAUAUUCUCCAUCUUCUCAUAAUACAAUUAAGGAUCCACAUUUUUUCCAUUGUGGCCAGUGUGGGAUGAUUUAUCUACUUCUCAUACAUCUAUAUAUCAUUUCUCAGUAUCAAUGUGCGGCUAUUAUAUUUUUGUAUCACGUUUGCUUCACUUGUUUGUUUAUCACUUUGAUUAUUAUUUGUGAUAUGUUGACUGCUCCCCUGAGCCCUGAUGAACCCCUAACUAUAAGUGAGGGUGAAACGCGUAGGUCAUUAGGAGUAAGAAUAUACACACAUUAAGUCAUUGGCUUGUUCAUUUUUCAUGUUUAUGUGACUUAUAUUAUCCCUACUCCCUGUCCACACUUAUUGUAGUGAGGGCAAGGGGUUAGACUAGGUAGGGUCGGCUAGGUCAGGUUUUUCACCUGUACCCCAAACCCCCUCCCUUGGUCUGUUGCUCAUUAUUCAGUGCUAUAUCUGAUACCUUCCUGAGCACUGUAUUGUGAGGCAUGGUGUUUUCUAUUAUCUUUAUUA
This is a messenger RNA of Hyla sarda, 3764 nucleotides long. RefSeq lists its product as uncharacterized. NCBI's taxonomy places the organism in Eukaryota, Metazoa, Chordata, Amphibia, Anura, Hylidae. The coding region runs from base 203 to 2014 and encodes 603 amino acids. The transcript has 2 exons. The record is from RefSeq and is a predicted model, not a curated record.